AUGUCAUCACCACUCAUUCUAUACGCGAUCCCGCCGCGCGAGGGGCACAUGCGCCCAGCCCUCCAGAUCAGCAGCCACCUCGUCGCGCGCGGGCUGGACGUGACGAUACUGGGGGACGCGAGAUGGACGCCGGCCAUCACCGCGAUCGGCGCGCACGCGUCGCCCAUCAUCGGGCUCUGGGGCGCGAUGGAGGACUAUAGCAAGUGGGGCGAGAUCAUCCGCGCGCAGACGGCCGAGGAGCGCCUGCGCAUCUCGCUGUCCGAUGGCUUUGUGAAGCUGCUCCCCAGCGGGCUCGAGUCGGUCCGGCACGCGUUAGCGGGCAUCAGGUCUCGCCUGGGAGGCGGGGAUGUGCUGCGGGGCCGGACGGUGGUAGUCUUGUCGGAUACGUGCUUCUCGGGGACUCUGCCAUUGAAGCUCGGGACGGACUUGCCUCAGGGGUAUGAGGGCGUCAACGUCAAGACUGUGGGAAUCGGCCUGGUCCCGCGGUUCUGGGCGGCUCCUGAGCGGCCGCCAUGGGGAAAUGGACUGUCAUAUGAUGUGUCUGCGGAGGGUAUCUCUCGCAACCUGGAGGCGCACGCAAAUAAGUGGGAUCAGACCGCUGAGGACAGGGCGAGAUGGGUGCUAGAGGCAAUGAACUGCAGCAAGUCGGUCGAUGAGCUGUACGAGGAGUACGACAAAAACUCGACGGCAAUCAAACGUCCUUUCUGGGAUGCUUCCACAGUCUGCCACGACGUGGUCCUCCAGAUGGGCUUGCCGAGUUUCGAGUUUCCCGUUCCAAAUGAGCCAGUGCAUCUGAAAUUUGCUGGCUCGCUGCCCCCAAAACCGAUCCCUUCGGAUUUGAUUUACCCCGACUGGUACUCUGAAUUAUUGGAGAACAGCUCGAGCAAAGCUGCCUCCAAAUCAGGUCGGAAGCGCAUCGUUUUUGUGGCUCAAGGCACAGAGGUAUUGGAUCACAGAGACCUACUGGUACCAUGCAUCAAGGGCCUUGCUGGUCGCGAGGACGUAUUGGUGGUUGCGGUGCUUUGUCAAAAGGGGGUGACCAUCGAUCAACACCUGAGCCUCUUCGAGGGCGGCGUUCUGCCUCACAACGCCCGGGUGAUCGACUAUUUCCCUUACGAUGCAAUCCUCCCACAUGCCGACGUCUUUGCCUCAAAUUCUGGGUAUGGAGGGUUGACCCACGCGGUAGCUCAGUCUGUCCCGGUGGUACAGGCAGGGAAUGUUUUUGACAAGCCGGAUAUUGGUCGGAGAGUCGAGUACUCCGGGCUGGGUGUGUUCCUCCCAAGCUCACCUCCGACUCCAGAAGUCGUAGCUGCAGCUGUGGACGAGGUCUUGUCCCAAGACAAGUACAAGAAACGAGCCUUGAGUUUGCAGGCCGAGUCUCUCAAAUAUGAACCCCUCAAAAUUAUAGAGAACGAGAUCAGAGCCUUAUCUUAA
Molecule: messenger RNA, 1434 nt
Organism: Diaporthe amygdali
Lineage: Eukaryota; Fungi; Ascomycota; Sordariomycetes; Diaporthales; Diaporthaceae
Exons: 1
Coding region: 1-1434 (477 amino acids)
Source: RefSeq, a predicted model, not a curated record